Messenger RNA from Orussus abietinus, 2039 nucleotides. RefSeq names its product tetratricopeptide repeat protein 4 (gene Dpit47). The record is from RefSeq and is a predicted model, not a curated record. NCBI's taxonomy places the organism in Eukaryota, Metazoa, Arthropoda, Insecta, Hymenoptera, Orussidae. The transcript is spliced from 6 exons. Bases 134 to 1318 code for a protein of 394 amino acids. Gene Ontology annotation, molecular function: Hsp90 protein binding.
ACGUCUGGAACGUUGGAAUUUGAAUUCGCGACGUAACGUACAGACAGAAACACGUUUCAGCGUGUCACUUCGUUGUACAGAUUUAUCCCAAUCGAGUUAAUUGGUACUGUGAUAAUUGUUCAAGUAAUAGAAGAUGAGUUGUGAUAAUAAAAGUGGUGAUAAGAAGACGUGGACGGAGAGUGAACGCCUUGCCCUUGCUGCGCAAUUGGAUGCCGAAUUAGAUGAGUACAUAAAUGGGUUAGAGAAAAGGUCUUAUGCGGAAGGAUGGCCUGAAGAUCGCUGGGAAGAAGAAAUGGAUAAACAUCCGUUUUUUAUGAAAGAAUCUCCAAAUCCUGGGGAAGAAUUAUCGCCCCUUAUGGAAGGAUUACAGAAACUUAAGUAUGACGAGAGCGAAAAUACUCCUGAAGAAUUAGCUAAUAAUUACAAAGACGACGGGAAUUUUAAUUUUAAACACAAGAAGUAUAGACUAGCUAUUUUGGCUUAUACGGAAGGGUUAAAAACAAAAAGCAAAGACAAUGAAUUAAUGGCGCAACUUUACAAUAAUCGAGCAGCGGCACAUUUCAUGCUACAAAAUUACUGGUCGAGCUUGAACGACAAUAAACGUAGUUUAAAACUGAAGCCAAAAUAUCCUAAAGUACAAACAAGACUGGCUUUAUGUUGCUUAAAAAUUAAAGACUACAAUCAAUGCAUAAGUGUAUGCGAUGAGUUUCUCCAAGAGUUUCCGACUGAUAAAGAAGUUUUAAAACUUAGAGAAGAAGCGGUUGCUGCAAAGAAAAGGUCAGAACGAGAUACGAGAAGGCAACAAAUCGCUGAAAAGAAAAAGAACCAAGCUAAAGAAAAAUUGAUCGAAGUACUCAAAGCAAGAAAUGUAAAUUUGGAAUUACCAGAAAAGGGUAAUAUAAAUUUAACCGAUUUAGAGCCAAGAGUACCGCAACUGGCAGAUUUUAUGGUGCACCUGAACGAAGAGAAUAAACUUAUCUGGCCCGUUCUAAUUAAGUACCCAGAAUCACUCCAAACUGAUUUUAUUCAAAACUUUCAUGAAGAUGAAACUUUAACAAACCAUCUCGAAAUGCUGUUUGAAGAGCCUCCCGAAUGGGACACGAAGAGACAAUAUAUUUCUAGUAAUGUCAACGUUUACUACGAAGGGAAAGACAAAAGUAGUAUUUAUAAAGUUGACACUCUUAAAACAUUGGGCAGUAUUUUAUCACACAAAAGCUUCGUCAUAAGAGGAGGAACUCCAACUUUCCUGAUUUUGGUGGCCUUGAGUGAAGCGGAGAAGAAAUUUUUAUCCAACUAUCGAUACAUUCUAAAUAAAUGAUUGUAAAAUUAAAAGAAUAAUACUAUUGUAAAGUGCGUAAAGUCAAAGGGAAAUUUGACACUCUGAGAAUUUACACUUGCACAGAAUUCUAUAAUAAUCCAGAAUUCUUUAUGCGAAUAAUUAAAAAUUGAAAACCCAUUACAUUCCAUUUCCUUGAAAUGUUCCUCGCUUCAAGGACAUUUCUCCCCGUAAUGUCCAAGAAUACGAUCCACACUUUCUAUUUCUGACAACGAGGAAACGAUAGUUUUUGCUUUCCCUUUUUCUUUUUUAUUAAAGAGAGAAACCGCAUUAAUUUCGCCAUUUUCAGAUGAGUUCAUUGCUCCAUUACAUAUUACCGUAAACAUUUAAUUAGGCAAUUUGCAGAGCAGAAUCUCAUAAUCGAAUUAUUUAUAGACCAUUCCAUGAUCAUAUAAUAAAUAUGCUGGAUCGAAUUCUGUGAAGGCCAUUACCGCAGCGUAUUUAAAACAGUAUAUAAUUUAAUUUAAUUUAGUGCGUAAUAAUACAUUUAUCGUCUCUAUUUAUGGUAAAAUAAUGGCGCCUGUAUAAAACAGGACUUAUAUGUUUAUGGUAAACAUUUAAUGUCCAUUAUUUACACCACCUUGUAUUUAUGUGGUGCUCGUAACAUCCGCUCGCAUGGCCAAUAAUUUAAUGUAAAUUAAUUAAUUACCGUCUUAACAUUGUCAAAAUAGACCUGGCGUUCAAUUGUAAUUAUACCUGAAAA